Messenger RNA from Macrosiphum euphorbiae (potato aphid), 399 nucleotides. The record is from the annotation of a GenBank genome assembly. Lineage: Eukaryota; Metazoa; Arthropoda; Insecta; Hemiptera; Aphididae.
AUGACCAAGGUCCUGGAAAUAAUAAUCCUGAUCCAAUCGAAAAAGGUCAUAUCUACUUCUAUCCAACCCGACCUAAAUGCCUUCAGACUACAGUCUACAACACUCUACGACCAAUCCACUGACGAAAGUCAUCGACCUCCUAGCCUACACAAAAACAGAGAAGAUAGAACAGCGGCAGUAUUCCUGGACUUCGAGAAAGCUUUCGACAGUGUGACACUACGGAUUACUGCUAAAACUACUCCAGCUAUACGUACCACGAUAGCUGGUCAGCCUGGUAUAAUCAUUUAUUUCAAACAGGACAUACUCGGUCCGAGACGGCUACGCCUUCUCAUCACCAAAAACAUCGAUUGCAGGCUUCCCUAUUAUGUCUAUCGCUUAUUUUGUUCAUAUCAUACAUAA